AUGAAGUUUGCGACUCUUUUCGCCGCUGCGCUGUCCAUCGGCGCGGCGUUCGCCUCUAACGUCCUUGAGCUGACUCCAGACAACUUCGAUGAGCAUGUUGGCAAGGGCAAGCCCGCUUUGGUCGAGUUUUUUGCUCCUUGGUGUGGACACUGCAAAAACCUCGCACCUGUCUACGAGCAACUUGCGGAUGCAUAUGCACAUGCCAAGGGCAAGGUUGUCAUUGCGAAGGUCGAUGCGGACGGUGCCGGCAAGCCUCUGGGUCAAAAGUACGGCGUGACGGGUUACCCCACGCUGAAGUGGUUUGAUGCGGACGGUGGGGAGCCCGUGAAGUACGAGGGUGGACGCGACCUUGAUGCGUUCGUGGAAUUCAUUACGAUGAAAACCGGCGUGAAGUCGAACAUUAAGCCCCCUCCCCCACCCGCGUACCAGGUUCUCGACGCCCACACUUUCGACAAUGUCGCCCUCGACGCAGAAAAGGAUGUUAUCGUAGCUUUCACGGCCCCGUGGUGCGGUCACUGCAAGCGUCUCAAGCCUAUCUACGAAGAGGUCGCCAAGGACUUCGCGAACGAGCCUAACUGCCUCGUCACCAACGUCGACGCCGAUGCGCAGAACAACCGCCCGCUCGCGACCAAGUACGAGAUCGGCUCGUUCCCCACGAUCAAGUUCUUCCCCAAGGGCUCCUCCGAGCCCGUCGACUACGACGGGGCGCGCACCGAGGAGGCCUUCGUCGAGUACUUGAACGAGAUGUGCGGCACCCACCGCUCCGUCGGCGGUCUUCUCAACGACAAGGCGGGCCGCGUUGCGGAGCUCGACGCGCUCGCGCGGAAGUUCUUCGCCGAGGCCGCGGACGCACGCCAGGCGAUCUUCAAGGAGGCGGGUGAGCUCGCGGCCGCGAUCGGCUCCGGCGCGAAGCAGUACCUCCGUGUCAUGGAGAAGGUCGUCAACGGCAGCGAGGAGUACCUCGAGAAGGAGACGAACCGUCUCGCGUCGAUCCUCAAGAAGCGCACUCUCGCACCGAGCAAGCUCGACGAGAUCAAGAUCAAGGCGAACAUCCUGAGCGCGUUCAAGGCUAUCAAGGAGGAGAUUGCCCACGAUGCCGCGGAGCUGUAA
Molecule: messenger RNA, 1110 nt
Organism: Epithele typhae
Lineage: Eukaryota; Fungi; Basidiomycota; Agaricomycetes; Polyporales; Epitheliaceae
Product: protein disulfide isomerase
Exons: 8
Coding region: 1-1110 (369 amino acids)
Biological process (GO): protein folding
Cellular component (GO): endoplasmic reticulum
Molecular function (GO): protein disulfide isomerase activity
Source: RefSeq, a predicted model, not a curated record